AUACACACAUUAGGCUACAAGCAAGCAGGAAGUAGAAAAAAAGCAUACAGGAGCUCAUGAAAAUAAGGAAGUAAACGAUGUCGGAUCGAAGCAGGAGCCCCUUUAAUGCUGUAAAGUGAACGCAGAUCCGUCGACAGCUCACUAAUAGAAUUCAAAGCACCACGGCUCUGCUAAGGGAAGUUAGCCGUCAAGCUAAUUCCUGCACUUUAUCACAAAACAAGCCUUAGACAGAAAAACAGGAAGGAGACAAAGACAAAAUUAUUAUCAGCCACCAUGGACCAAAAACGGGAACCCCAGGAAGGAGCUGUGGGGUUGAAACACGAGGAGCUGCCACAGAUGGAUGGAUCAUGUGAUGCGUGCGAGCCUGACGAGGCCCAACCGGCCACACAAGUGUGCUACACCUGCAGCUUCGCCUUCUGCUCCGUCCAUGCUGACAGACAUGCCAGCAGCACACAUCACCCCAUAAUGCCUUACAAUCACGGGGGGACACAGGCUAAUGGACUUGGCAACAACAGAGACUUUAGAGUCGGAGAUGGAGCUGAGGAUGAGGCUGUUGUGGAGGGGGCAGCUGGGACGGGCGCAAAUCAGGACAUGGCACUUCUCGGAGCGGCAACUGCUAAAGGCGAUGAGAGUGUUGAUGCUGCAGCAAGAGAUGGAGCUCAGAAUGGUGUGCAGAUGGAGGCUGAGCCCGUCGACGGAGCAGAGGGCGCAGAAGCAGGGCAGGCGGCCGCUGGAGAGGCAGGGAAGAAGGACAACGUGACAGUAGAAAGACUGCGCUGCAAGGAGCAUGAGCAGGAAGGCUCCCUCUACUGUAAAAAUGAUGAGAAAAUCAUCUGCGUGGUAUGUGCCGUGCAAGGUGAGCACCGUGAGCAUGAGAUCAUCACGCUGUAUGAGGCCUACGUGUGGCAGAAGAGCAGGGAGGGGUAUGAUCUGCUGGGCUGUACACGGAGGAUGUCUGAGACAAUUAAGACCAAGUGGACCAACCCAGAGAUGUCAGUAGAGGAGCUAGAGGCCUAUGUGAACAGCCAGUUCGAUGAGCUGCGCAGACUGGUGCGUCUGGAGGAAAAGAGGACCCUUCAUCUGGUAGACCUCAAAGAGGCCUUCCUGACGGCAUCCGCUGCUGAGAAAAUUGCGGAGAUCUCUGUCGAAACGGAGCGCCUGCAGGAAGAGAUGGCCAACAUCACACACCAGCUUUGCCUGCUGGAACAAGCGGAGGCGUUGGGCCCUGCUGUGGCAGCAGAGGCUCUAGCAGCAGUACCAGCCCACAGAGUGCAGCGCGACAUUGAGGCCAGGCCAAGCCCCUGACAUCCCUCCAUCGCAGUUAAGAGUACAUUGCAGACAGAGGAAGCCCCCAGAGUGGCGUCAGCAGACCUUUCAUUUUAAAAUCUGUCCAGAGCAGUCCUGAUUCUGGAACAGCUCCUCCAGGCACCUGGGCGGUUCAUUGAUUAAGGUGGCGCCGGCGUUCUGCUGGUAGAGAAGGGGGUUGUUUGAAAGAGGCAACAGGGGGCAGCGCUGCCAGCCUGCCAAGUGUGUGGGCGCUGCUAUGGCCAGACAGCCUUCAUAAUGGCUGUCUGACGGUGGGACAGAGCCAGCUCAGUGGUCACAUGACUGACUUUGCAGAUCUCUUCAGUAACCCUGGAUCAAUGGGGCUUGUGGAGUCAACAAAGGGCGGAGAGGGGAAGGCACUCGAGGGGGCGAUUAAAGCGUGAGACGGGAAGAAAAUACUGUUAAAAAGUAGAUACAGGGCAUAAUAAAUAACACCAACUCAACCCAGAAAUAAAGUUGCAUCCAAUUUUAAGUCACAAAAGAGGGAAUGGGAAAGAAGAAGAACUUUAAAGUAAAAGGGAGAAGGGGGAAUCAUAGGUGCUCACUAUUCAUUACCUAUAAGUGGAUGCCGUGUGCUCUCCGAAGGACAGAUAAUAGUUUAUCUCUCCAAUGUGUUUUUCUCUCCCUUUCUCACUCUUGUGGGCUUGAGAUUGAGAUUUAAACUUCAAAGGAGUAUUAGAUAGUAGAGAAAUUUCAAUGUAAGCCAAAGACAAAUCUGUUUUUGGAGUUUGCAUGUUUUUAAAAAACAUGCAGGAAAAACAAGUUUUGCUCUCCUUGGCAAGUAUCAGGCAAUUUCAUUUACACAUUUAAGAUGUGGGAAUUAAAUGUCUAGUGGAAAGAGGAACAGAUGAUGAGUUUGAAUUCUAAGUGACAGUAUAUUGCAUGUGUAAACGGUUAUUCCAACAGUACAAAAUUAUAAGAAUCUAAGCAAGGCACAAACCUACAGUAUAUUACAAAGUCAAGCAGUAUUAUUAUCCUAGUUAGUGUUUGAGAAAUUAACAAUAAUGUUGCUUCUUUGUUUCAUGAACAAAAUAACUAACACACUAUUAUUUGUGUGAAGCUGCAAUGCUCUUUUUACUCCAGAAAAGACAUUUUGCUUGCAAGUCAACAUGCAGAGUCAAAUAUGCUAUUAUUAGAUACUUACCACUAGAGAGCCAAUCCUAUUGAAUCAUCAUUUAUUCCUGAAGUGAAUAAUGAAGUGUUUUGAAAGGCAAAAGAGUAACAUGGUAAUUUCCCAUUAGUGCUGUAGGAAUCAUCAUUAUUCUAAACCAGUAUUUGGGGGAUCUUGGUGUGGAAAUCACAACGUUGUUAUACUUUAAUACUUUCAUCACAUGUUUAACACAAUAGUAUCACAAUGAGGAUCCUGUAAGACAUUAUAAUUGUGUGUCAGCAGUCAUUUUUGAUAGCUACAAAACCUGCACUGGCUCCUCUUCCAUUAACGAUUACAUUUCAAAAUCCUCCCUUUAACCCACAAAGCCCCCUCCUACCCCACUGACCUGCUUCACCACCACCACCCUUCCUGCAUGCUUCGGUCAUUAGAAGCCAACCUCCUGUCUAUCCCCACACGAACCAAGAAGCAUUCUCCGUCGCUCCAUAGCUCGACCCACUCUCUGGAACUCACUCUCACGACGAAUCAGAGACUGUACCGACCUUCAAAACACUGACCAAAACUCACCUUUUUAGACUAGCUUUUAAUGUGUGAUUGAUGACAUGUCCAUUUGAUAAAUGUAGCUUUAUUGCUCGAUUUUAAUUAGACUUUUUUAUUUUAUCUUAUUGUAUUUUUUUAACACUGUAAAGCAUCUUUGAGCACUUGAUAGAGCGCUUGAUAAAUAAAAUGUAUCAUUAGUUUUGUUAUAUCUAAAACGAUUUUUUGUGCAGACUUUAACCCACAGCUGUGUGACAUCCUGUAGAUUACCCAGCUUACUAUACAAUACUAGCUGCUCUAACAUCAGGGACUGGCUUGCGGCCAGAGGUGCAGCGUGUGAUUCAGAGUUUAAUUAUGUUUCUCUGAUUUAUUUAUUUGUAAAAUGUUGGGGAUUUUUAAGCAUGACUGGAAACAGAUGGCAGGCACUCAAGAAAUAAGAUUUGUCUUUUCUUAUUUAGUUGGCAAAUGGUUCCUGUUUUUUGUUUCAGUCCAUUCCGGUUAUUAAACCAUCAGUUAAGCUUUUAGCACUGUUGUAUAACCGUUCUCACCCUUUGGCAACAUGUAUUUUGUCCAAGAUUUUAACACACUGCAUCCCAUAACAUUUGUAGUCUUUAAUAUGUGCAUUCAGUCAUCAUGUCUCUCUCACAGAGAAACACCAAGCACAUUCACCUUGUACCACCAGAGAAAACAAUCCUUUGCAGACCGCAGUGAGCCAUCUAUCCUGUUACAUUAACACCCCUUGGGUUCCUUUAUGGCUCUGAGUUUGAAUGUGUGAAUAGCUGCAUAUUUGUAGGCUUGUCAAAUGAAUAAUACCAGUGACACAGUGUAACCCCCAGAAGAGUAAACCCCUUGUUAGCAGACUACAUCCAACAUGUCUGUCCUCUCCCCCCUCUCUCUUUGUUAUACAAUGGGGAACCAUUAAGGUGAUUCCAUUAUCUCCUCCUUGCUCCCUCCAAGGGAUCUUCUUAACGUCAUUCAUUGUCAUUUAAUUUGCGACCAAGAGCAUAAUAGCCCUGGAAAAUUGUCCCAUGCCUACACAGGGGUGUGCUACCCAAGAUAAGUGAUAAUAAUUGUCAGGCUGCAUCUCGGUAAAGAGGGGCUUAAAAGGAAGUAUUAUGGAGCACACGCAGUCGUAUAACAAGUGAAAACAGGGAUGCUUGUCAUCAUGUUCUGGUCAGAUUAAAUUUCACAUUCAGGCUGAUGAGCAGUUCUAUUUUUGUUGGCCACAAGGAUGGAAUUGCUGCACUCGCUUGAUUCCUCAAUUGCCCCUGUGGCUACAGGAAUGCUAAAAUCUCUAAAUGAGCAAAUGUGAGAUUUAGUCUUCACAGUGAUGUAAUGCUCUUAUCAGAAUGGCUCUGCAAUAAUUCCUCUGUAUGAUUAACGGCGGGUAGCUGUGUCAAAGUGAGCGGGGAAAUUAGCUCAUGGAGGGAUAACAGUAUUCAUCCAACUCCUCGAACCUGCUGCAGCGCACACCAACCUGUGCGAUUAUUCUGAUUGGCUGAGAAUCAACACACCAUUUUAUUCCGCUUCACCGACCUUUCCACCUCACUGUUUCGCAGACGCGGGUGUCUUCAGCAUAAUACAUGCAUCAUGUAGUGAGUUGACUGCACGCAAUCUCCAGUCGGAGUGGAAAGCGCCACACUUUCUAAUGCACAUCUCAAAAUAAUGGCAUGCAGCAACAUGAGGUUGAACGGGCUCCUACUUGAGGCGAUACAUCUGGUGGAUGAUGAGCUGGAUUUGUCCUCGCCUCUUUCAUUUUGCGCUGAUGAAUAAGCUGCAGUACACACAAAGGGUCAUAUUCAACAGCCCCCAGCUCUCUGUCCCUGUACCAUGAUGCAUUGGCUGUUGUUGUGCCUUGUCUCUUCACUUCCUCCGUGGGCUGAUUAAGUCUUUGGAGCAGCGUGGAAACACCACAGGGUGUUGCGUUGUUUUUCAGGACCAACACAAUCCCAGUGAACAGUUUGAAUGGACCAGUGACUCUGAAUGUAGGCAGUCACUGUUUGUAGGGGUUAGUCAAUACCGUGCACCAUUUGACGGAAGGCUGUUUUUCCUCGGUCAAGCAGUUUUAUUCACUCUCUUCCACUCGUCUUCAGACAUUAAGUCAAUAAUUAAUUUCAUGUAAAUGCGGGUAUAAAUUGUUCAUAUUAUAAUAGUUCAAUCCCAAAUUGAGAUGUAAUUACAGAAAGACUUCAUAAUUGAUAAGAUCAAAGAUAACACUUUUCUUUGCUUGAUCAGGCUGUCACUUGAGAUAUUAUGUUACAACAGUUGCUGCGGUCAGUAUGGAUAUAGACAGUGAUAUUUCCUAGGGAAAACCUUCUCCUAAACCCAAUAAAUCACAAUGCAAACAAAACCAAUACUGCUGAGACUGUGGCUCAACACGGGUUGCUGCUCAGAUGCAGGCUAUAAAGAAAUUUUACAGAUUUAUCAUUAAAAUGCCUGGGGAGUUCUGACACCUGUGUAGAUCAUACCCCCUUCUCAUUGAGGAAGAACAGAGUUGUGGUUGUUUUUGUUGUCUUAAGGCAAAUAGCAUCAUGAAUCCCUACUGUGUGUGACUGGUUUGCAUAAUAUGUGCAUGUGUAUUACUGCGUCAGAGAACAUCAGACAUGGCUACACUAUUUUGCAUAAAGACCAAUGUUUUUUAAUAGCUUUAUUGUGGGUUUUCAGUUCUGUGCAUGAAUAUGUUAUAUCCGAGCAAAUUAAACUAGGGAUGUCUACAAAACCUAUACUGAAAUAGUAAGUUGAUGUUUAAAAUGGUAUUGUGUCGAGGGAAAAAAUAACAUGUUUGUGACAAAUCCAGUUGGAUUUUUUACAACGUAAACAGUAAUAAGAAGUAUAUUUAAAAUUAUGUGGGGAUUUACUGUUUUGUGUUUACCCUCAUAUGAAAUGUGGUAAUAGAAUCAUGUUAUUUCCCCUAUAUUGCUCUCAACUACUACAUUUCUGUUAUCGUGACAUCCAUACCAAACUGAAGCUGAUAAAAUAUCCUAUAACUAGGAUUUUAAUUCAAUUUCAAUUCAAUUCAAAGGUUUAUUGUCAUAACAUAUACACGGUCUACUUAUGUGAAAAACCUAGAUUGCAGGUUACUCAACAGUGCAAUUAUAAGACAUACAAGAAUGAAUAUAAAAACAACAAUACAAAUUGUGCAAGCUCAGCUGUUAAAUACUCUUAUGGCCUGUGGAAUGAAACUGUCCCUGAGUCUGGUGGUUUUAGUUCUAAUGCUGCGGUACCGCCUGCCAGACGGCAGCAGACAGAACAGUUUGUUGCUGGGGUGAUGGGGGUCUCUGAUAAUCCUGUGGGCUUCUUCCUGAGCCCCUGGGAGUAGAGGUUCUCCAUGGAUGGCAGCUUCGUCCUGGUGAUGUUCUCUGCAUUUUUGACCCUCUGCCCUCUAUCUACUGAGGGCGGUGCAACUACCGUACCAGGUCGUGAUGCAGCCGGUCAGGAUACUUUCUAUUGUGCACCUGUAGAAGUUGCAGAGUAUCCUGGAAUCCAUCUUGAACCUCUGCAGCCUGUGGAGGAAGAAGAGCCACUGUUUUGGUGAUGGUGAUUUCAGUUCCAUAUACAGUGUCCUUCGUUGUCCUAUAGCCUGAUGCCUAUUGGUUAUACAACUGUCACAUAAUGCAUUUGAAAGAUAUAUUUAUACAUCUUGGCAUAUUCCUGUGAAUCAGUUGGAGUUAAUCAUCCUCUGGGUCCGUGAUUAACACUGAAGCAGUCAUAAAAUCCAAGCAGUGAUCCCUCCUUUCUGCUUUCCACCUGCAGAGCUGGUAGCACCUGUGCCCACAUAUCAGCCUCUCACCGCAGAAUCUUAAUCGAGUCCUCGCUCCUCAAUAACUGCUUUCACUCUCGCGGAGGUUUUUCUAUUUCUGCCACCAUAGGACAUAAACCAGUGAAAAAUGGUGUAUUAGAUGAAAUGUUGUAGAAUAUAAAUAAAUCAGGACGGCAACAUGAGAUGACUUAUUAAAGACAACAAAAUGGUAAAACAAGUCAUCACUAAUAUUUAACAUAAUAAACAUGCUUAUUUAUCAAAACCUUGAGUGCCAAUCAUGGUUACUUUUAGGUUGCUGUUGUUCCAGUCAGACAGCUCUCCUCUUGAGUUCACAGUCUGUUCAGUUCAUGUAUUCCAAAGGUACGUGAUGUAGCAUGGGGCAGAACCAGUCAUGCUUUAAAGUAGUCUCUUACAUCUUAAAAUAGUCAGUACUAAAAAUAGCAGGUAUAGAAAGCUACAGCAGAUUCAGGGCAAUGUGCAUUUCUUUUUCUCUUCUCUUUUUAGAUGAUCAAACCUUAACAGCUGCAUUUUGAAUUUGCUGGAGGGAUGCUAGAUCUUAUUUUUUUUACCAGUAGAGAAUAGAAUCACACGUUAAAUGUUAGUCAGUCAUAACUUCUUGAAUCUUUGUAAUAACACAUAGAUAAACACCUUUAUGAGGAGAGUAGAAAUCCACACUGUUAAAGGCUACACCUAAAAUAUCAGUUUUUCAAUUUAGCCAAAAACGUUUUGUAACACACCUUUAUUUGAAGGUGAAACCGAAUAAAAAUGACAAAAACACAAACUAAAUAUUAUAUUAAGGUAAUGUUAUAUACAUUCUGUAUAUUGGUAGGGGCCUAGAAUCAACUUCUGGGGUACGACAGGAAGCAGCUUUUCUUAUCAAAAACCAACACUUCACAAUCUUUCCUUAAAAUCAAAUUCAGUUUGUUUAAAGCUCUUCAAGAGAUUAAAAAAUAAACACCAGCAAUGGUUGCGACUCAAGGAACCACAAUGACAAUUAUCAGUUGUUACAGUGGCUAUUUAUUCUUAUUGAUGCAGACUGUACAUACUUAUUGCCCCCAACAGAACCGCUAAGAUAGGCAAAUUGUAUUCAACAGUAAAAUGCCACUUGUUUGUUAUAACAUGUUUCUUUUAUGAAAAUAUUAAAUUACAAAUCAUUGCUGGGUUUAUCAUU
Molecule: messenger RNA, 7902 nt
Organism: Eleginops maclovinus (Patagonian blennie)
Lineage: Eukaryota; Metazoa; Chordata; Actinopteri; Perciformes; Eleginopidae
Gene: trim44
Product: tripartite motif containing 44
Exons: 6
Coding region: 274-1305 (343 amino acids)
Molecular function (GO): zinc ion binding
Source: RefSeq, a predicted model, not a curated record